CGCGGGGGCUGCUGGGGCGUGGAAGUCGGGGACGCGCAGGGAUGCGCGCAGCUGGGAGGACGCGCCCGUCUGGUCGCGCGCCUUGGAACCCGGACUCUUUGAGUGGAAACCGAAGACGCACGAGGGAGGAACGCGUGGAGCAUGAAGAGGCAGGGGGCCUCCUCCGAGCGGAAGCGGGCGCGGAUACCAUCCGGGAAGGCGGGAGCAGCAAAUGGGUUUCUCAUGGAAGUGUGUGUUGAUUCAGUGGAAUCAGCUGUAAAUGCAGAAAGAGGAGGUGCCGGUCGCAUAGAGUUAUGUUCUGGCUUGUUGGAAGGAGGAACCACACCCAGCAUGGGUGUCCUUCAAGUAGUGAAGCAGUAUGUCCAGAUCCCAGUUUUUGUGAUGAUUCGGCCACGUGGAGGUGAUUUUUUAUAUUCAGAUCGUGAAGUUGAGGUGAUGAAGGCUGACAUUCGUCUUGCCAAGCUUUAUGGUGCUGAUGGUUUGGUAUUUGGGGCAUUGACUGAAGAUGGACACAUUGACAAAGAACUGUGCAUGUCCCUUGUGGCUCUUUGCCGUCCUCUGCCAGUCACUUUCCACCGAGCCUUUGACAUGGUUCAUGAUCCAGUGGCAGCUCUAGAGACCCUCUUAACUUUGGGAUUUGAACGAGUAUUAACCAGUGGAUGUGACAGUUCAGCCCUAGAAGGACUACCCCUAAUAAAGCGACUCAUAGAUCAGGCCAAAGGCAGGAUUGUGGUAAUGCCAGGGGGUGGCAUAACAGAUAGAAAUCUGCAAAGGAUCCUUGAGGGUUCAGGUGCUACAGAAUUCCACUGUUCUGCUCGGUCGGCCAGAGAUUCAGGAAUGAAGUUUCGAAAUUCCUCUGUUGCUAUGGGAGCCUCUCUUUCUAACUCAGAAUAUUCUCUAAAGGUUACAGAUGUGACCCAAGUAAGGACUUUGAAUGCUAUUGCAAAGAAUAUUCUCGUUUAGCCAGACCUCUCUGAGAGACAUGGAUAUCACCAGACAAAGAUAGAAGAAUAGCCUACAGUUCUCUAUGACAGCUUUAACCUUCUCUGGCCAGGACAAUCUGUCUUUAUUUUGAGUCUUAUAUUACCAUGGAGAAUGUUUCCAAGAAGAAAAAGAACUUGAAACCGAGUACAGUCAUUUUCUUUGCUUAAUCUUGUCAGCCAUCUCCAUCAUCAUGUUUAAAUCUGGCCUACACUUUGUCUGCAGACAGAGGUUUUAAGUCUGUUUUCGGUGGAAUUAAUUUUUGAACUGGGAAAGUUCAGCUGCAAAGUAUGAACUCAAAUGAGACUUCAUGGUCAACUCAAUAGCCUUGCCUUGUCAUUGUAAAAUAAAAAUUACCCUUCUAUUAUGGUAGCAUCUCUUAUUCAUACCCUGAAUGCAAUCUGUAGCCAAGUAUUAGAGGGAAGAUUUUUUGUUGUUUUUUAAAUUUUAUUUUCUCUUUUUAUUAUGUACUUUUUGGAUGUUUUACCCUGGGCAAGAUGCAAAGGAUAUAAUGUAAAUGGUAUAGUAUAAAAAUUUUCAGCCUUGGGAAGUAGGAUGUAAAAGUUCCUAGACUUAUAAAGGCCAGAAGUGAUGUUGUUGUUCAUCAGGUUACUUCUGUCUCUGUCACCAGAAAGAGAAAUGGCUUAACCAUAAGGUUCAUCUGACAAUUUAGAAAGACCUGUAGUGAGAAUUGGGGAGGUUAGGGAGGUUAUCAGAACAACAGUUUCUUUCAGCAGAGGCCGUAGAUAUGGAUUCUAGUGAUGAAAGAUGUUUUUCCUAUGAGCAGGUCUCAAAUGGUGAAAUUCAUCACUAGCUUUUUUCUGUGACUUUCAUAUUAUAACCUCAUUCUACACAACACCCCUCUGGUAAUAGAAUUGAUGUUUCUCUAUUAGGAGAUUAAACUGAAUCAUAAUGUAGAGAACUUGGCCUUGGUCAUGAAGCUAGUUAAUGGAGCCUCUAUAAAUAGCAUGCACAGAUUUGGGUACUAAUGACUAUAUACUGAAAACUUUGCCUUUUUAUUAAUGUGUCGUUUCCCUUACUUUUAAAUCUUAACUUCUUUCCUCACUUUUUCAGAUACCAUUUCAACAUAGAAUAUUUGCCAAGGAAUUUAUGAGAAAUGAAAGACAAACUAUUAAAAACUAAUAGUAACCUCAGUGUUUUCCAUUAGUAGUGAUUUCUGUUAACAGUUUUAAUAUUGGCUUUGGAGUAUAGAUACAGAUACGUAAGUUAUCACAUACACAUGCACACAUAGUCAUGUUUAGUAUUUUGGCCUAAUCCUCUGCCAUGCUUGGAUUUCACUCUAUGAUCCUUCAGAGAUAAGAGCAGGGUAUGUUAUCAUCUCUAUUUUAUUUAAACAGAGUAACUAGGCUUAUGAGCGGCUAUGAAUUGCUCAAAAUUUAAUAACAAAUUAAUGUUAUUUAUGAGACUUAAAUGCUAGACUAUUAACCUCCAAGUCUUCUGCUUUAGGAUGCUUCUAGAAUGUGGAUGUAGCACAGAAAGCUGUACUCCUGGACAAAUCAGACACACUGGAAAUCAUAUCCUGGCUUCCAAUUUAAGUUAACUUAAUUUUUUGAACUGUAAUUCCUUUAUUUUUUUUUUUUAAUUCCUUUAUUUGUAAAUCAGGAAUAAUAUUACGGUUUCUAAUUUAAGAAUAUAUUAAAACACCAAGUACA
Messenger RNA from Odocoileus virginianus texanus, 2654 nucleotides. It is a transcript of the gene CUTC, whose product is annotated as cutC copper transporter. The record is from RefSeq and is a predicted model, not a curated record. Gene Ontology annotation, molecular function: copper ion binding. NCBI's taxonomy places the organism in Eukaryota, Metazoa, Chordata, Mammalia, Artiodactyla, Cervidae.